GAUUAAAAUACUCAUUGUCUUCAUUAAGCUGGGUGGUAGAAAAACACUGUAUUUUAAGGGACUUGAACGACGGCCCAACAUCUUUCGAGGCACUCAAUUGUCAAGGUACUCAAAAUGUUACAUAUAAAUAGUACAACGACUGAAGCACAACGUUUAAGUAUUUUUCAAGCUAUGAAGAUCCUUCUGAAGUUUCUUGCUGUAUAGUUGGUCAAAAUUUGGAUUUACUCAUAUUACGAAAACUCGGCUCGUAAAAAAUUUGUUACCAUCAGGAAAACUCCGAGCAAAUUUCUGGUAUAAAAACUACAGUUUUAUGAAAUUUAGACUUAAUUUUCAAACUGUAAAAUUUUGUACUUGCCACAAAGCAUUCAAUUAUUUGUGAGUGUUUGCUAGAAAUAGCUUAGCCUAAGCUCCACGCAUAGAUUUCUGGAUAAGCCUACUCUUUGGCUGAACUCAUAGAUUUGCUAUAAUCUUGAUAUUACUGAAUGGCAACAGUACUCUGAAACAGUUUGUUCUUUGUGUAAUUCAGAUGGUUUCUAUCUUGUCUCUUCUUACCUGGGUCAGUAGCUUUGGGAAAGAAUUCAACAUCCUAACACACCUUUUCUUAGUCGUGGCAAUAAGAAAUGAGAUGCCUUCAAGGUUGUGGAGCUGGGGAUUAAGCUUGAUAAGUUUCAUCAAUAAUUUAUUAGACUCAUCAUCUUUUAUAAUGAGAGUAGCGUCAUGAUUGUUCCUUAUGCUACGAAUAGAUAGACUGCCUCUGGACAAUAUAAAAGGAGUUCAUGCUAUCUUUUUGCAGUUGUUCCCCUGUUGUUUCAUGACAUUCUGUUUGCAAAUCUGUUCCCUUUAAACUUCCAAGUAAGGUUCGAGUAAGUCUGUUCCAUUUGGAUGGAAAUAUAUUUAAUUUCUGUUGAAAUCUUAGACCGGAUUGAUAAGGAUUUAGAUUUUAUUUGAGAACAGCUUUCAUGCGAAGCCAGAUUCCAAGGCAAUAUUAUUGACUCCAAAUGGCACCUAACCAAUGGGUUUCCUUCACCAAAAUAGAUUUAAUGUUUUAAGCAGAACGAAGGCUCGUUGAGUUCAUAACAGUCAAGUCUUGC
Molecule: messenger RNA, 1091 nt
Organism: Moneuplotes crassus
Lineage: Eukaryota; Ciliophora; Spirotrichea; Euplotida; Euplotidae
Source: the annotation of a GenBank genome assembly